This is a messenger RNA of Rotaria sordida, 1044 nucleotides long. The record is from the annotation of a GenBank genome assembly. NCBI's taxonomy places the organism in Eukaryota, Metazoa, Rotifera, Eurotatoria, Philodinida, Philodinidae.
AUGACAAAUAUUGAACGAAAAAAUUCAACGAAUCAACAAACAAAAAAAAAAUCUUUAACACAAAAAUAUUUUCUUUGGCUUGAACCAUGUGAAAUAUGGUGUUUAAUGCGUAAAAAAACUCAAUUUAAUUCAACAUUUUAUGAUUGUAUUCAAUCAGCAUUGGAAAAUUGUGAUACAAUUUGUGGUUUAUAUGCAUCUGAUGGAGAUUGUUAUGAAUUAUUUCGAAGUCUUUUUUGGCCAGUAAUUAUGGAUUAUCAUAAAGUUGAUAUACGAAAUUUAAUAUUUAAACAUGAUUUUGGUGAUUUUCAUCAUAUUCAAGAUUUAUCAUCAGAAUUAAAUAAACAAAUUUUAUCAAUACGUAUUCGUAUUAAUCGUUCUAUUCAAGGUUAUCCAAUGAUAUCUAAAUUAACCAUUGAUCAACUACUAGAAAUUGAACAACGUGUUCGAAAUGCACUUGAAUAUAUAGAUCAAGAUUUACAAGGUGAAUAUCGUUCACUUAAAGAUAUUGAGGAAAUCGAUCUAAUUAAACUACGAGAAAAAUCUAUUCUUUUUCAAGAGCCGACUGAUCAUGAUUUAGAAAAUGCCAAAGCAUAUAAUCAUUGGCCGACUGGUCGUGGAGUUUUUGUAAAUAAAAAUGAAAAUUUUAUAAUUUGGAUUAAUCAAGAAGAUCAUUUGAGUUUUAUUUCUCAAGCAAAUAAUAGUAAAAUGAGUGAAAUUUAUGAACGUAUAAUACGUGCUAUAGAUAAAAUCAAUCAAAUAUUCGAAUUUCAACAACAUCAACGUUUAGGUUAUUUAAAUUUUUCUCCAAUAAAUAUUGGUACAGCAUUACAAGUUAAUAUUUAUGUAAAAUUAUUACAUAUAGAAAAACUUAAUCAAUUAAUUGAAUUUUGUAAAAAAUUAGAUAUUCAUAUUGAAAAUACAAAUGAUAAUAAUAUUUUUAAUUUAUCAAAUAUAAUACGAUUAGGACGAACUGAAUUUCAUAUUAUUCGUCUUAUGUGGGAUGGAAUUCAACAAAUAAUCGAACAAGAUAUUCAUGAAUCAUAG